ACGUUAGUUGGAGAACAUCCCUCUUAUCAAAAUCUCAUGAGACCAUUGUCGCUGCACUAGAAGACAGGGUGGCCCCACCGACAAAACCGCUUUCUCCAACUUUAUCCUCAGUAACGUAGAGCCAAAAUAAACUCGUUGAUUUGAUGCUACUUUCAUCUUUGCACCAAACAAUAAAUUUAAAUUGGAUCCGAUUACAGUCUUCAACUAGCUAGAUAGGAGAUGCACAGCGAAGCGAAGCACCUGGUUUUCACAGUUGAAUUUUCCGAAAGUUAGGGUUACAGCAACUGACAGCUUAAUUGAGGAAUACAGAAUUGUUAUGGUAAUGAUGAAAUGCAGCAGCAGAAUUAAGGGUUAAGAGUUUUGAGAUAGAUGGAAAGGCGGAGGUUGGCAGUUAUUCUGUCUCAUCUUUCUGCAAAAACAAACCAGCCGAGGUCAUGGGGUGAUUGCGGUCGAAUGCAGAGAAUGCCGCUACAACGCGAGGGUUGUGGUGGUAAAGAGGGAGACGCAAAUGAGACGGACGAAUUUGGCGUCUGUUGCCGUGAAAAUGUUACAGGCAAUUCGAAUUCCGUCGUGAAGACAGAAGAAUUUAGUGUGGAACAGGGGGUAGGCUGCAACGGGAGGGUGUACGAUGCUAAAGAACAAUGUAGUGAGAUGAGUAAAGGAGUUGUGCGUUCGCAUAUGACCAGGAGUAUGGAAAUUGUUAAAGAGGAUGAAGAAAACUGUGUUUUCUGUGACGUUGUACGAGGUCGAGCCCCCGCGUUAAAGUUAUAUGAAGACGAAACAUGUCUUUGUAUUCUGGACAUCAACCCCCUGAGCCACGGGCACUCACUUAUCAUUCCAAAAAUUCAUUUUUCAUCUUUAGAGGUUACUCCUUCAGCAGUAGCAGCGGCCAUGUGUGCCAUCGUACCUGUUUUAGGCAAUGCUAUAAUGAAAGCUACAUGCGCUGAUUCAUUCAAUUUAUUAGUUAACAGUGGUGCUUCUGCUGGGCAAGAAAUAUUUCAUACACAUUUUCAUAUUAUUCCCAGAAGUAGACAUGAUAAACUUUGGAGAUCCGAGAAUGCCAGGAGAAGACCCCUAUGUUUGAAUCAAGAGACUGCUCUUCUUGCUGACUGCAUUCGGGGAAAGUUAUCAGCUCUGCAAACAUGAUAUGAACAACAUAUUCCCUUGGUUGAAGAAACUCCAGAAUUGUUCGUUAGAUUUCAGUUUCCUGCUGAAGAUUUAUCUGUGAUGAUACCUGCUUGCUGAUACACGUAGCUAGAUUCCAUUGCAUGGUUGUAUUCAUUUUUUGAUCUUAUGGAGGGAAGAUAUUGAUUGCAUGCUGGUUUCUAUUUGUCUCUAUUUCUAAUCUUACCUUAUUAACAAUUGAAGAUGUAUACUGAGUACUCACAUUCUGAUCUCAAUAUGAGCAGAUGUGGAGACGAUUUGAGGAAUUCUGGUUCCUAAUUGUGACAAGUAAAUAAUGGUCAUUUCAACAUUAAAAAGUUACAGGCAAAAGAAUUUGUAAAAUAAAAUGUUGUAUCUCAUUUUUAACAAAGAUAUGGUUAAACAUUUGGUGGUUCAUUUUUGAAUUGGUCCUUCCCCAUCAGUGCAUCACUUGAGGAGAGGAUAAUUCUAUUCUGGGAAUUCUAUAACUUGAUCUUUCACCACUCUAUUCCCAAUUGCAUUUUUUCAUGCAUAUUGUGGUACUGGUUCUAUACUUCCCUUGAAGACGUAUGGAGAGGUCUUCAGGAGGAAGGAACCUACUUCUUUGCAUAAGCUAUAUGUUUUUAACUUUUAUGUAAUUAGCUUUUCUAUUCAGCAAUCUGAUUCGUGCUCUUUAUUUGCCAAGCACUCCAAAACAUAUAUUACUAGCUCUUCCAUCCAGCAAUCCGAUUUGUGAACUUUGUUUUCCAAAUACUGAAAAAUAUAAGUAGCUUUUCUCUUUAGCAA
Messenger RNA from Cryptomeria japonica (Japanese cedar), 1929 nucleotides. Its product is annotated as adenylylsulfatase HINT3. The coding region runs from base 370 to 1146 and encodes 258 amino acids. The record is from RefSeq and is a predicted model, not a curated record. The transcript is spliced from 8 exons. Lineage: Eukaryota; Viridiplantae; Streptophyta; Pinopsida; Cupressales; Cupressaceae. Gene Ontology annotation, molecular function: adenylylsulfatase activity. Gene Ontology annotation, biological process: sulfur compound metabolic process; purine ribonucleotide metabolic process.